GGCACCUGCUCGGCCAGCUUCUGGAAAGGAGGGUGGGCAUUGCAGCCAGAGCCUGGCCCAAUCUGAGGGGUCCAGGGAAGGGCUCUGGCUCAGAGAAGUGGAGGCGCUCAAAGAUGGGGAAACUCUGAGGGCGAAGAUGGGAUGGGGAGGCUCAGGGAGACGCUGGAGGCUGGAGAGGGAAGGACCGCUCACCCGAGCUGGGGGUGAGAGGCUGCUUCAGGCCCUUGGCUCUCCCCGCUUGAUUCCCCUUGGGGCUGAAGUCUGAGCUCACAGAGUUUCUAUGUGUGACCAGCCCCUCCCAGCCUCCGGAGUGGGGAGAGAGGGGUCAAGCACAAAGCUGGGGCUGGUAGGUCCAAGGGGAGCAGCUCCCAAGUCAGAAACUGAGGCAUCUGCCCAGCGCUGGGUCUCCCGGCUGCACUUCUCCCUCUGAGAAGUGGGUUUCCCGAGUGUCUCAGAGCUGAAGGCAGUGACUGACGCUGCAGUUGUAUUUGCUCACUUGCGUUUCCAGAGGGACACAUACACUUGUGCACACACGUGCCCACAUGUGCAACACACACAGGUACAUGCUUGCAAAGUGUGCACACCCCAGACAUGUACACACUGCGUAGACAUGCAUACAAUGCCCUGUGUGUACACGCACACACAUGCCACACAUACGUGUGUAAUACAACACACAUGCCGCAUGGGCUCACAUAGAUAUAUUCACAGAUGCAUGCAUACGCACUACACACACGCGCGCAAUACAGACACACAAAGGGAUCCCCAGAAGCACAUUCACACCCACAGGCGCCCACACCAUGCGCUCCAGCCCCAAAUGUGCCUCUGUUGCUCCGUGGGUCUGUGGGUGCACAGCCACCUCCAGAGCCCUGACCCCCCUCCUGUUUCUCUCAUCCCCGUGACUGGCUUGUUUUGCUCAUUUCACUUGGCACCUCUGUAAUCACUGCAUCAGUCGAGUCCUCGUUGGUACUCUGCCCCCUCCUGCAGGGGGAGCUUGUCCGUGUGCCCCAGUGCCCCCAGCCCCAGUCCCAGGCUGGCACGAAGUAGGCACACAGAGUUGCUGAAUUAAUCCCAUCCCAGGGCAGAGUCCAGGGCGGCUCAAGGCUCCUCCACACGCGCCCGCUGAACCCCGAGUGCCCUGAGCCGCGGGGAUGGGGCGGGCCGAGGCCGCCGCCAUGAUCCCGGGCCUGUCCCUGCUCUGGGUGGCAGCGCUGGGGGGUGCUGCCCCCGGCACCCCACGCCUUCGCCUCUCCUUCCAAGAGCUCCAGGCCCGGCACGGUCUCCGGACCUUCAGGCUGGAAAGGACCUGCUGCUAUGAAGCUUUGCUGCUGGAUGAGGAGCGUGGGCGCCUGUUUGUGGGCGCCGAGAACCACGUGGCCUCCCUCAGCUUGGACAACAUCAGCAAGCGGGCCAAGAAGCUGGCCUGGCCGGCCCCUGUGGAAUGGCGCGAGGAGUGCAACUGGGCAGGGAAGGACAUUGGCACCGAGUGCAUGAACUUCGUGAAGUUGCUGCAUGCCUACAACCGCACCCACUUGCUGGCCUGUGGCACAGGGGCCUUCCACCCAACCUGUGCAUUUGUGGAGGUGGGCCAGCGGCUGGAGGAGCCCAUGUUCCGGCUGGACUUCCGAAGGCUAGAAGAUGGCAAGGGCAAGAGUCCUUAUGACCCCAGGCAUCGGGCUGCCUCGGUGCUGGUGGGGAAAGAGUUGUACUCGGGAGUAGCCGCAGACCUCAUGGGCCGGGACUUUACCAUCUUCCGCAGCCUGGGUCAGCGUCCAAGUCUCCGAACAGAACCACAUGACUCCCGCUGGCUCAACGAGCCCAAGUUCGUCAAGGUCUUUUGGAUCCCAGAGAGUGAGAACCCAGACGAUGACAAGAUCUACUUCUUCUUCCGUGAGCUGGCAGUGGAGGCCACGCCGGCACUGGGACGCCUCUCUGUGUCCCGCGUUGGCCAGAUCUGCAGGAAUGACGUGGGUGGCCAGCGCAGCCUGGUCAACAAGUGGACUACAUUCCUGAAGGCGCGGCUGGUGUGCUCAGUGCCUGGUGCUGAGGGUGAUACGAACUUUGACCAGCUCCAGGAUGUGUUCCUGUUGUCCUCACGGGAUCGCUGGACCCCGCUGCUCUAUGCUGUCUUCUCCACAUCCAGCAGCAUCUUCCAGGGCUCCGCAGUAUGCGUGUACAGCAUGAGUGAUGUGCGCCGGGCCUUCCUGGGGCCCUUUGCACACAAGGAGGGGCCCAUGCACCAGUGGGUGUCCUACCAGGGCCGUGUCCCCUACCCCCGACCUGGCAUGUGCCCCAGCAAGACCUUUGGCACCUUCAGUUCCACCAAGGACUUUCCUGAUGAUGUCAUCCAGUUUGCCCGGAACCACCCCCUCAUGUACAAUUCAGUCCUGCCCAUGGGGGGGCGCCCCCUCUUCCAACAAGUGGGUGCCGGGUACACCUUCACCCAGAUCGCUGCGGACCGUGUAGCAGCUGCGGAUGGAUACUACGACGUCCUCUUCAUUGGCACAGAUGCUGGCACAGUGCUGAAGGUGAUCUCCGUCCCUAAGGCGGGCUGGCCUAAUGCUGAGGGGCUGCUCCUGGAGGAGCUGCACAUGUUUAAGGACUCAGCUGCUGUCACCAGCAUGCAAAUCUCCUCCAAGAGGCACCAACUGUACGUAGCCUCUCGGAGCGGGCUGGCCCAGAUCCCGUUGCACCGCUGCGCUGCCCACGGCCGCGCCUGUGCGGAAUGCUGCCUGGCACGCGAUCCCUACUGCGCCUGGGAUGGGGCCGCGUGCACGCGCUUCCAGCCCAGUGCCAAGAGGCGGUUCCGACGGCAGGAUGUAAGGAACGGUGACCCCAGCACACUGUGCUCCCGAGACUCAUCCCAUCCCGCGCUGCUGGAGCGGAAGGUGUUCGGCGUGGAGGGAGGUAGCACCUUCCUGGAGUGUGAGCCCCGAUCGCUCCAUGCGCGCGUGGAGUGGACCUUCCAGCGCUCAGGGGAGGCGGCCUACACUCAGAUGCCGGCGGAGGAGCGCACGGAGCGCACGACGCGGGGGCUGCUGCUGCGCGGGCUGCGGCGCGGGGACGCGGGCGUGUACCUGUGCGCAGCGGUGGAGCAGGGCUUUUCGCAGCCAAUGCGUCGCCUGGCGCUGCACGUGCUGAGUGCUGCGCAGGCUGAAAGGCUGGCCCGGACCGAGGAGGCCGCGCCCGCCGCGCCGCCGGGCCCCAAGCUCUGGUACCGGGACUUCCUGCAGCUGGUGGAGCCAGGUGGCGGUGGUGCGAACUCCCUGCGAAUGUGUCGCCCGCAGCCCGCCCCGCGCCCACCGCCGACUGAGUCGCGGAGGAAGGGCCGCAACCGGAGGACACACGCCCCAGAACCGCGUGCUGAGCGGGGGCCGCGCAGCGCGGCGCACUGGUGACGCGGCUGUCCCCACGCUGGGGACUGGGGAGGAGGCAGCAGAAGGGAGGGGGGCGGUCAGACGCUGGGAAACGGCUACGGGGCCGGCACACAGCGGUUCCUGGCGGAGGGAAGACAUCGACCGACAGGCCCUGGCCAAGGGGCAGCCAUGCCGGCUUAUUUAUUAACAGAGGAUAACCCUUGAAUGUAACCCUGAUAGGGGAGGCCCAGGCUGUGCACAGGGUCCAGCUGGUCGGGAGGAAGCAGAGAAGCAGGGUCCCCGAGCAACGACCCGGGUGGGGGAGAUGCCCGGAAUGCCCGCCCUGGGGGAAGGACCACCUCUCUGGGCAAUGAGCAGAAAGCUGUGAACAGGCUGGGUGGAUGGGGGUGGGGCAGGCCGACUGUACUAAUGCAAUAAACACAUUAUCAGCUGAAGCUGGAAUGGCCCCAGCAGACAA
Messenger RNA from Hippopotamus amphibius kiboko, 3831 nucleotides. RefSeq names its product semaphorin 3B (gene SEMA3B). The record is from RefSeq and is a predicted model, not a curated record. Gene Ontology annotation, molecular function: chemorepellent activity; semaphorin receptor binding. Lineage: Eukaryota; Metazoa; Chordata; Mammalia; Artiodactyla; Hippopotamidae. The transcript has 18 exons. Bases 1149 to 3395 code for a protein of 748 amino acids. Gene Ontology annotation, biological process: negative chemotaxis; negative regulation of axon extension involved in axon guidance; axon guidance.